Molecule: messenger RNA, 597 nt
Organism: Penicillium pulvis
Lineage: Eukaryota; Fungi; Ascomycota; Eurotiomycetes; Eurotiales; Aspergillaceae
Gene: rho1
Product: Rho family GTPase RHO1
Exons: 5
Coding region: 1-597 (198 amino acids)
Biological process (GO): small GTPase-mediated signal transduction
Molecular function (GO): GTP binding; GTPase activity
Source: RefSeq, a predicted model, not a curated record
AUGGCCGAGAUCCGUCGCAAGCUCGUCAUCGUAGGCGAUGGUGCCUGCGGUAAGACCUGUCUUCUCAUUGUCUUCUCGAAGGGCACCUUCCCUGAGGUCUACGUCCCCACCGUCUUUGAGAACUACGUCGCCGAUGUUGAGGUUGAUGGCAAGCACGUCGAGCUUGCUCUUUGGGAUACUGCUGGCCAGGAAGAUUACGAUCGUCUCCGUCCUUUGUCAUACCCCGACUCGCACGUCAUUUUGAUCUGUUUCGCCGUCGACUCGCCCGACUCGCUCGACAACGUCCAGGAGAAGUGGAUUUCCGAGGUCCUCCACUUCUGCCAGGGUCUUCCCAUUAUCCUGGUUGGCUGUAAGAAGGAUUUGCGUAACGACCCCAAGACCAUUGAGGAGCUCAACAAGACCUCCCAGAGCCCCGUCAGUGAAAGCCAGGGUGAGGAGGUCCGCAAGAAGAUCGGUGCCUACAAGUACCUCGAGUGCUCUGCCCGUACAAGCGACGGUGUUAAGGAGGUCUUCGAGGCCGCCACUCGCGCAGCUCUGCUGAAGAUCACCAAGGGUGGCCGCGGCGGCAAGACCAAGAGCAAGUGCUUGAUCCUGUAA